GCCCUUCGCCCACGGCGGGUUGCUGGCCGUCUGCGUGGCAGGCAUGCUGGGGCCCCUGGGCGCCUACGCGGCUCGCGGCUCGCGCGUGCCGAGCCCGUCAGCGGCCGCCUCGCAGAGACAGAGGCUCGCUCGUCAGGCGGUGGCAGAGAGGCCGCGCAUGGGACUCAUCUUGAUCGAGACGCUGGCUGCGCGCUCGAACACCGAGCGCAGCUACCGCCAGCCCCUGCUGAUGUUCGUCACCUGGCGCGGCCUCCAUCGUCGUAAUUGGGCAGGUUACGAGGAGCUCGAUGUGGCGCUGGCUAAGUACUUCUCCGAUCACUACCAGAUGGCGACGGCCUGCAACAUCGGCUCCCAGACGCUGGCAGCCAUAGCGCACGUGACGCCCUCGAUAUUCAAGAAAACGGUGUCGCCCCUCCCCCGGGCCUCGAGGGCCUCCGCGGCAUGGAAGCGGAGGGCCCCAGGCAAGACGCGGCUGCCGCUCCCUCGCGCAGCCACGCAUGCGAUAGCAGGAUGGCCCAUCAGCAACGGCCACUUGGGCAUGGCAGCGUGGAUCGCGAUAGCCUUCGCGGCCUACCCGAGGCCCGCGGAGGCCCAGGGCCUCGCGGGGGAGAGCCUGGCGCCGCCGACGCCAGCGGCCGGCGCGAGCUAUUCGAGCUGGGGGCUGCUGCUCCAUCCCUCGGAGAGGGGCGUCGCCGGCGAGACGGGCCAGUCCGACGACGGGGCGGUGCUCAACCGACCCGAGCCGCGGCCCAUUCUGGCCGCACUUCGGGGCGCCACCGCGCCCGGGGCGCCGCUGCGGGCCUUCACAUUGGACGAGCUCAUGGCCGUGUUCAGGGUCCAGAGGCGAGGGCGCCGGGCUGCGCCGUCGUCGAUGAGGCGCCACGGGAAGGAGAGCGCCCUCCUGGACGAGAUCGCUCGCGCGAGCUCGGAGGCGCUCGCCUUCGGGGCGAUGGUCGAGUCCAACUUCGCUCGCCUCCUGGAGCACGGCUUCGAGAGGGCGGCGGUCCUGCACUCGGCGCCGGCGGCGGUGCUGCGAGCCGCGCUCAGCGGGCAGCGCGUUCGGCGCGUGGUGCUCGAGCUGUUCGCUGGCUCGGGGCGGCUGACCGAGGCGGUCAAGCGGCGCGGGCCCCCAGGGCUGGCGCUCGACCUUCGCAAUGGCGGCGCCGAGAACCACGUCUCGCGCGCCUUCAGCUGCGCGCUUCGUGGCUGCCUGGCAGCGCGCGCGGCAGGCGCGAUCUGGCUUGGGACGCCCUGCAAAACGCGGAGCCAGGCGCUGCGCCGACCGCUGCGAUCGCGGGCGCGCCGCAUGGGCCGCAGCGACUUGCCCCCGCACGAGCGCGCCAAGCUCAGCGUAGGCAACCGAUCCUUUCACUUCAGCUGUGACAUCAUUGAGCAGUGCAUA
Messenger RNA from Prorocentrum cordatum, 1402 nucleotides. NCBI's taxonomy places the organism in Eukaryota, Dinophyceae, Prorocentrales, Prorocentraceae. The record is from the annotation of a GenBank genome assembly.